AUGGCACAACAAUUCCAACAGAAGGCAGACGCGCUUGUUGGGGCACUGGAGAAGUAUGGCCAAGGUGACUACAUCGGGGAAUCCAUUAGCCAACUUGAACAUUGUCUGCAGGCAGCACAUCAGGCACAAAAAGCUAGGGCCCGAGAUGAGCUGGUAAUUGCCGCUUUAUUGCACGACAUUGGUCAAAUUAUCCCCUUGGAAACAACCAAGGAGGUGCGCAUGAACCUCCGCGGGAGCACGGAGAAUGUCGGCCGGGUCGGCCACGAAGCUAUUGGGGCUGCUUACCUCCGGUCGCUUGGAUUCAGCGAGGCCGUGUGCCGAUUAGUGAAUAGCCAUGUUGCAGCCAAGCGAUACCUCACUGCGGUUGACCGGGCGUACUAUGACUCUUUGUCCUCGGCGUCUCAGAGAUCGCUGGCGUUUCAGGGUGGUCCUUUCGAAAGCGGCGAUCUGAGAAAAUUUGAGGAAGAUUCGUUGCGAGACGAGAUGGUUUCUCUUCGACUGUGGGAUGAUGCGGCGAAACUAGAGGGGAUUGAGGCCACGACGCCGCGUGCAACGGCCUAUUUGGAGAUGAUAGUUGCGCAUUUGGAAAAACAAGAGAACAUGAAGAGUAAAUAG
Molecule: messenger RNA, 615 nt
Organism: Penicillium canescens
Lineage: Eukaryota; Fungi; Ascomycota; Eurotiomycetes; Eurotiales; Aspergillaceae
Product: HD domain-containing protein
Exons: 3
Coding region: 1-615 (204 amino acids)
Source: RefSeq, a predicted model, not a curated record